Messenger RNA from Nannospalax galili (Upper Galilee mountains blind mole rat), 3737 nucleotides. RefSeq names its product serologically defined colon cancer antigen 8 (gene Sdccag8). The transcript has 18 exons. The record is from RefSeq and is a predicted model, not a curated record. The coding region runs from base 332 to 2485 and encodes 717 amino acids. Gene Ontology annotation, biological process: centrosome cycle; tube formation; establishment of cell polarity. Gene Ontology annotation, cellular component: centrosome; centriole. NCBI's taxonomy places the organism in Eukaryota, Metazoa, Chordata, Mammalia, Rodentia, Spalacidae.
CCCGUCUCUUGGCAACGGACUCAGGCCGCUAAAUCGCCAGACUGGCGCCCUGAGCGCACAGCCCUCUGGGAAUGGUAGUGUAGGUGGAAGGCCCAUAGGACUCUCGAGGCUGCAGGCUCUGAGCUUGCGAACUACAACUCCCGACGUCCACCAUGAGGACAAGGGUUCAGGAAGAGCCCUCUGGAGUUCGGUCAGGGGUUCCCAGCUCCCUAGUGACUGCAGCGCCGGGAAGCUAGGAAGCAUUCCCCCCCCCCCCCCCGCCCCCGCUAGGCCUGUCAUUGGAAGGGGAGUGCACUGGACACUUUCCCGCAGAACUCCCAACUCUGAGCCAAUGGCGAAGUUGCCAGGGAACUCUACCCUGGAGGAGAGUCUGGGGCAAUACCAACGGAGUCUCAGGGAACGUGCCAAUAGAAGCCUUCACCAACUGAAAUGCGCCCUGAGAGAAGGCAAUGUCACUGUGGAAGAAGAUGCACUGAAUCCUUCCAUCAGCGCCACCAUCAACAAUGAGGACUCAGGGAUGGCUUGGCAUGAACUGCAGCACAGCCAUGCUGUCAAUCUGCUCAAAGCUUUGUUGCACCAACAAACAAGUAAGGAAAAUGAGACAUCUCCACCACGAAGACGAAAAAUGUCCCCUUCGCAGGCAGUGGAAUGUGAGGAGGCUGGCGUGCCCACUGUGCACAACCUCGUUCCUGUCAUUCAUGAGCAGUCUAAAUACAUCCAUCAUUUGGAAGCAGAAGUCAAGUUCUGCAAGGAUGAGCUCUGUGGAAUGAAAAAUAGGGUACAAGUAGUUGUACUUGAAAAUGAAAGGCUCCAGCAAAUGCUGAAAUCUCAAAGACAAGAGGAGAUGCUGAGGGAGCAAACACUUCUGGAUGCAUCUGGAAACUUACAGGAUUCUUGGGUUAAGACAGGAGAAGAUUCUAGGGUAGAUGAAACUGCUACAAGGCAAUUUUUUCAUGGUAAUGGGGACACGGGCAAAGCUGCAUCCACUGGUGAAGCUGAGAAAUGGAAACUAGAACUGGAGAGGCUAAAACUUACCUAUGAGGCCAAGAGUGACAUUCUGGAAUCUCAGCUGACACUUUUGAGGAAAGACUUAGCUGAAUAUCAGAAAAACUGCGAAGAUCUGAAAGAACGACUGAAGCAUAAGGAGUCUCUUCUGGCUGCCAGCACUUCCAGCCGAGUGGGUGGCCUUUGCUUGAAGUGUGCGCAGCACGAAGCUGUUCUUUCCCAGACCCAUAGUAAUGUGCACGUCCAGACCGUCGAAAGACUGACCAAGGAAAGGGAUGACUUAAUGUCUGCGCUAGUUUCUCUGAGGAGCAACUUGGCAGAUGCACAACAGAGAGAAACCAGUGCCUAUGAACAGGUGAAGCAUGCGGUACAGAUGACGGAAGAAGCCAAUUUUGAAAAGACCAAGGCUUUAAUCCAGUGUGAGCAGUUGAAGAAUGAGCUGGAGAGGCAGACAGGAAGACUGGAAAAGGAACUUGCAUCUCAGCAAGAAAAAAGGACUUUUGAGAAAGAGAUGAUAAAGAAAGAAAUAGCAAAAGAAAGGGAAGAUGCACAAUCAAAGAUUUUGGUCCUGUCUCAGAAUAUUGCCCAACUGGAGGCCAAGGUUGAAAAGGUUUCAAGGGAGAAGAUUUCAGCUGUUAGUCAACUAGAGGAAAUUCAAAAUCAGCUUACUUCUCAGGAAGUGGAUGUCACAAAGGUGUGUGGAGAAAUGCGCUUUCAGUUGAAUAAAACCAAAAUGGAGAAGGAUGAGGCAGAAAAGGAGCACAGAGAAUACAGAUCAAAAUCUAAAAGGGAUCUUGAAAGUAAAGAUCAGGAAAUAGAGAAAUUGAGACUAGAGCUGAGCGAAAGCAAGCAGCAUGUGGAACAGGAGCAGCAGAAGGCAGCUCGGGCCAGAGAGGAGUGCCUGCACGCAACAGAGCUGCUGGGCGCGUCCGAGCACCAACUGCACCUCACCAGACUGGAAAAAGAUAGCAUUCAGCAGAGCUUUAGCAAUGAAGCAAAGGCCCAAGCCCUUCAGGCCCAGCAGAGAGAGCAGGAGCUGACACAGAAGAUACAGCAAAUGCAAGCCCAGCACGACAAAACUGAAAAUGAACAGUAUUCAUUGCUGGCCUCCCAGAAUACAUUUUUGACAAAAUUAAAGGAAGAAUGCUGUACGUUAGCCAAGAAACUGGAGCAAAUCUCACAAAAAAGCAGAUUGGAAAUAAUUCAACUUGGUCAAGAAAAAAGAUAUGUAUGUGACAAACUGGAAAAAUUACAGAAGAGAAAUGAUGAAUUGGAGGAACAAUGUGUACAGCAUGGGAAAGUUCAUGAGACAAUGAAGAUCAGGCUCAGGCAGCUGGAUAAACACAGCCAGGCUACAGCCCAGCAGCUGGUGCGGCUGCUCAACAAGCAGAACCAGCUUCUCCUGGAGCGGCAGAACCUAUCAGAGGAGGUGGACCGGCUGCGAGCCCAGUUACCCAGCAUGCCACAAUCUGAUUGCUGACCUGGAUGAAACAGAGUGAAAUAAAUGAUUUACAAAGAGAUAUUUACAUUCAUCUGAUUUGUACUUAAUGUGCCACAAUGCACCGCAACUUCCCCAGGGCAACACCACUGGGACUGCAGGGGCCCAGUCCUCACACCGGGUUGGUCCCUGUGCUACAGACAGGCAGGUGCUGCAGCCUGCAUCUGGACGGGGCUAGCUGGAGUGUGUGCUCACGACAGCUUCAAGUCACUGUUUUGUGUUGUUUGUAUGCCAGAGUAUACACAGGGAUUUUAAUAAAUUACCUUUCUAAAGACUUGAAUGUUAUGUUUCCUUUUCACUUUGUAGUAGUGAUGAACAAAACACACCAAAAAGGCACAUAUUUAAGUAGGCCGAAGAGUAUUAAGGAUCAGAGUUUCCUCCUGCCAUUCACUUUUCUUUCCCUUUUUGUGAUUAGAUAUUUUAAAUCAAUACCCAGUAUUUACCAUCAAAUUAAUGUGUGCAGAUUCAGGAAGCACUAUGCAUUCUUUCCAUUUGUGAACAACAGCCACCCCCCCACCCAGGCAUCUUUGGCUCGAUGGUGUCGGAUUUUUAUCUUCAAUAGCAGUAUUUGAGAGAGAGGAGCCUAGAAACGAACAUAUGUGAAAUUAGAAAAUUUACUUAGGCGUUAUAUCAAAUAUCUGUACACAGAUCAUAUUUUUACUCUAAAAUAGUAUUUCUACUAUACACAGUCAAGCCCUCAAAUGCUUUAAAGGAAUAAAAAUGGACAUUGGAAGGUCUGGGGGUACAGCUCAGUGGUAGAGUACUUGCCCAGCAUGUGUGAGGCCCUGGGUUCCUUCCCAGCAAAACAUAUGCACACACAUGCACACGCACACACACUGAAAUGUGGUGUUCAAGAGUGACAAUGAAACACUAAGGGCCAGGCUGUGUGCUGGAUAAGCCCAAAGUCAUACCGCUCUCCCCACUAGCAACCCAGCAGUGCCAGCCUCUCUGUCCAGACCACUCUUUCCACAUGCUCAGUACCAGCCUCUCUGUACAGAUCGCUCUUUCCACAUGCUCAGCCUGCCCCUCACAAUCAUGCAGCUUAGGCCGUAGAGGUGGUGGCCUGACCAUGCACGGGCCAUCCUCAUCUCUGGGGCAUGUCAAAGGUGCAAGCCUGAAACAGAACUUCUAAGGGAGUGUGAAGUUUCUGAUUUCAUUCUAUGUGCUAGACAUAAAGCUGUCACACAUUUUAACUGUCCUUAAUUCUGUUUUAUGUAUACGUGAAUAAAUUAUA